CCACACGAGCAGUCUGACACUCUCACCACCACUCCCUAUCAGACCAUCUGUCAGUGUGUGGCCUCACUCCCCGAUCCUUCGCCAGGCCACAGGCUCCCCGUGAGCUCCGCCGCUCGGCGCCUGCCUCCCCAGUCCUUCCUCACUGCAGGAGCAAUGGCGAUGGCCGCCAUGGCCUCCCCGUCGUCCAUGACCAUGAUCCCCGCGCGCCACCACGGCGCCGCGCCAUCCCUGGCCACCUCCGGCGACUCCUCGGUCCGCCGCCUCCGCGCGCAGCCGCGCCACGGCCGGCGCGGCCGCGGGACGUCCGUCUCGACGGUCGCGUCGCGGCGGCGGCCGUUCGUCUUCACCCCGCGCGCCGUGUCCGACUCCAAGAGCUCGCAGACCUGCCUCGACCCCGACGCCAGCACGAGUGUUCUUGGAAUCAUUCUUGGAGGUGGUGCGGGGACUAGAUUGUACCCCCUGACAAAGAAGCGUGCCAAGCCUGCAGUGCCAUUGGGUGCCAACUACAGGCUCAUUGAUAUCCCUGUCAGCAAUUGUCUCAACAGCAACAUCUCAAAGAUCUAUGUGCUGACACAGUUCAACUCCGCUUCCCUCAAUCGUCACCUCUCAAGAGCCUACGGAAGCAACAUUGGAGGUUACAAGAAUGAAGGUUUUGUUGAAGUGUUGGCUGCCCAGCAGAGUCCAGAUAAUCCAAACUGGUUCCAGGGUACCGCAGAUGCUGUAAGGCAGUACUUGUGGCUAUUUGAGGAGCAUAAUGUGAUGGAAUUUCUAAUUCUUGCUGGUGAUCACCUGUACCGGAUGGACUAUGAAAAGUUCAUUCAAGCACACAGAGAAACAGAUGCUGAUAUUACUGUUGCUGCCCUACCGAUGGAUGAGAAACGUGCAACUGCAUUUGGUCUUAUGAAAAUCGACGAAGAAGGGAGGAUCAUUGAAUUCGCCGAAAAGCCCAAAGGAGAUCAGUUGAAAGCCAUGAUGGUUGAUACCACUAUACUUGGCCUUGAUGAUGUGAGGGCAAAGGAAAUGCCUUAUAUUGCUAGCAUGGGUAUCUAUGUUUUUAGCAAAGAUGUAAUGCUCCAGCUCCUCCGUGAACAAUUCCCUGGAGCCAAUGACUUUGGAAGUGAGGUUAUUCCAGGUGCAACAAGUAUUGGAAAGAGGGUGCAAGCUUAUCUGUAUGAUGGUUACUGGGAAGACAUUGGUACCAUUGAGGCAUUUUAUAAUGCAAAUUUGGGAAUUACCAAGAAGCCAGUACCAGAUUUCAGCUUCUAUGACCGUUCUGCUCCAAUUUAUACACAACCUCGACAUCUGCCACCUUCGAAGGUUCUUGAUGCUGAUGUUACAGACAGUGUUAUUGGUGAAGGAUGUGUUAUUAAAAACUGCAAGAUACACCAUUCUGUAGUUGGACUCCGAUCUUGCAUAUCUGAGGGUGCUAUCAUAGAGGACACUUUACUAAUGGGUGCUGACUAUUAUGAGACUGAAGCUGACAAGAAACUCCUUGCUGAAAAAGGUGGCAUUCCCAUUGGUAUUGGGAAGAAUUCACACAUCAGAAGAGCUAUUAUUGACAAGAAUGCUCGAAUUGGAGACAAUGUGAAGAUAAUCAAUGUUGACAAUGUUCAAGAAGCUGCAAGGGAGACAGAUGGGUACUUCAUCAAAGGUGGAAUCGUUACUGUGAUCAAGGAUGCUUUGCUCCCAACCGGAACAGUUAUAUGAAGUAGAUGUGCAACAUCCACCGAGGGUCAUCGACAAUCAUCAGCACCCAGUUGCUUGAUCUGCUGACCAUGUCUUGGAGACCAUGGAAACAAUAAACGAACUGCCAUUCAAGGCACUGUUUCUUUGUUUUUUUUCUCAUUGUUCUUUUGUCAUCUUUAAUAUUCUAGGAUAUAAUGUUGUAGCGGCACAUGUUCUGCAUAUGUUGUUGGAAUCGAAAUUGCAUGCCUGGAUUUGGGAUACCUCUUUGAUGUUGUGUAAUUAUUAGUUUAAUUAUCAUGCUUUGCUGCCAUUGAUCUGA
Panicum virgatum (switchgrass) is the source of this 2005-nucleotide messenger RNA. RefSeq names its product glucose-1-phosphate adenylyltransferase small subunit, chloroplastic/amyloplastic. The record is from RefSeq and is a predicted model, not a curated record. Gene Ontology annotation, biological process: glycogen biosynthetic process. Gene Ontology annotation, molecular function: glucose-1-phosphate adenylyltransferase activity. The transcript has 10 exons. The coding region runs from base 154 to 1707 and encodes 517 amino acids. Lineage: Eukaryota; Viridiplantae; Streptophyta; Magnoliopsida; Poales; Poaceae.